AUCAAACAUCCGGGACACCAAGGAUAAGCAAUCGAGUCUAUCUCAAGUCGAACCAACAGCCAACCAAUCAAGUUACGUUAGGUUGGUCACGUGACGCCGAUGCAGGAAGAAGGUCAACUAGUGGGUUCCCUCCAGAACUGAGCGCGGAUCUCCUUCAUCAGCUCUCCUCCCCGUGCUACCGUGGGUCCGCUAUGGAUGCGAAUGAUGGCGCUUCGGGAAGUCAGUCUGAUGUUAUGCAGUCAGCCAGGCACUUACUGCAGUUACUCGCAUCGACAGGGAGACAACAGGGCAGUGAUAUCGCAAAUCAAGACAUGAGAGAACAGAGGCAGGGAGGUCACCAUGGUGGUAUAGCCUAUCAGCAAGAAAGACCCUCUGUGCAAAUGGAAAUGACCAGGUCCUUCCCAGGUAUUUUUACAAAGUCUCGAGGAAAGAGACGCUUUCCUGCAGCCAAUCUUGUUCCUGCCAAGAAAUUCAAGCCACUUGAAGUGGCCUUCUACUUGCUGCCAAAGCAGUUUGAGAAAACUCCAAAAGAGCAGGAACAAAUCAUCCAUUUGCAGGCAGGGCUGGGUCGUAGGACUGCUCAUCUAGAUGAGAGCACAACACAUGAAGAGUUAUGUGAUGCCCUCAAAGUUUUAUUCCCAAAACUGGGGACAGUUACUGGCGGGUGGCUGCUUUACACAUCCUCAGGUGGAUGGGGUAGCCGAAAACUCUCUCUUGUGGCUCCUGACGACACUGGCUAUACAGGCAAGCUCUUGAAGGCUGCAAGUCGUGGGGGUAAAAAUCUUUACAUCGCCCCUAUUCAAGAAGAGCUUAGCACAAAUUCCCUUCCAUUAACUGACGACGCCUUUAGAAACAUGCCAAAAUCCACAUGUCAAAAGUGUGAAGCAGCAGUUCCCCUUCCACUCCUGACAGAGCACAUCAAGUCUUGUGAUGUUAUUCAUGUUGGCAGUGAUGAUAACCUGAUUAAUGUGGAUAGUGGAGACCCGGAAGAGAGCAAAUCAGCAGAUAUGCAGGAAUGUCCUGUCUGCACAAAAAUGUUUCCCACUGACUUUAUUGAGGCACAUGCUUCUUCAUGUGGGGAAAGUGCAGGAAAUGAAGUGAUGCAUGCAAGCACUGUCAUUAUGGAAGAGCAAGCCGCAAUGCCUGGCCCAUCAGGAACAUGUGCAGCAGUCACAGAUGGCUGGUUAACUGUCAGUGACCCCACCAAGGCCAUAUCUCAGUGUGUGGACAGCUUUCUCCGUAUUCAUGAAGUGGAGACUCCUUUACUUCUCAGCAUGGACAUCAGAAGAAGUCCUGCUGAACAGGAUAUGGCCCUUAUCUCUUUCUACAAGCGACCUAAUGUGGAAUGGGGACGGCCCCUGAAUUGCAGACUUGAAGGUGAUACUGCUAUUGGACAGGGGGUAACUCGCUUUUUUUUGUCAACAUGUAUAGAAAAGCUGAAGUCUGGGUUUUGCAUCAAUUUUGCAAACUCCAAUGUUACACGGCUUUUUGAAGGAGAGCCUGGUCAUCUAGUCCCUUCAGCCUCUCAUUUCCUUGUGGAAAGUGAUAUGUUCUUGGUGGCGGGGAGAAUGCUAGGCCACUCCUUUCUUCAUGGAGGACCAUGCCUGUCGGGAUUCAGCCCUGCUGUUGUUCAUGUCCUUCUUGGUGGAAGUCCUGAAACAGCAACUGUUACACUAGAGGACUGUCCAGACCUGGACAUCAGAGAAACAAUUGCACUUCUUGAAGGGGAAUCCAAACUCUCAGAGAAGGAUACAGUAAGUGUCCAGGAUUUAGCCCAUGCCUGGGACUUCCCUUCCCUGACUGAGAACAACAGGAAAUGGCUUUUUGAAAAACUAUUGAUCCAUGCUGUCAUCGGACGUGUUACGAGACAAAUUAAGCAGCUGAGACGAGGUCUUAAAGAAACCCCAAUGUGGACAGUACUGACUCAAAGACCUGAUACAGUGGCCAUCCUUUUUCCAAAACGGGGAGAAGGAAAUUUCAGCCCCGAGCAACACUAACUGAAUUGACCAAUCUGGUCAAAUUCUGGACUGGAUGGGAGAUUCUACCAACAAGUCUCUGUGUAGAGGUAGUCAUGGGUAGAUGCCCCACAGCUUCCAC
This is a messenger RNA of Sphaeramia orbicularis (orbiculate cardinalfish), 2097 nucleotides long. RefSeq lists its product as uncharacterized. The record is from RefSeq and is a predicted model, not a curated record. The coding region runs from base 192 to 1997 and encodes 601 amino acids. Gene Ontology annotation, molecular function: ubiquitin-protein transferase activity. The transcript is spliced from 14 exons. NCBI's taxonomy places the organism in Eukaryota, Metazoa, Chordata, Actinopteri, Kurtiformes, Apogonidae.